Messenger RNA from Ambispora gerdemannii, 491 nucleotides. NCBI's taxonomy places the organism in Eukaryota, Fungi, Glomeromycota, Glomeromycetes, Archaeosporales, Ambisporaceae. The record is from the annotation of a GenBank genome assembly.
AUAUUGUCAUCGGUGAUGUUCAAUUUUGUCAUGGAUUAUCACAAUUUAUCGAUUUAUAUAGAAAGUCAAGAAGACUCAGUCUAUCUCACGCGUCAAAUUUCUUGAAUCAUUUCAGUUGGUCAGAAACUUGGUUUCUAGACAAUAAUAUUGACGAUAAAACUGUCGGAUAUAUAAACGAUCAACAUCAUGAUUAUCAUCAGCAAUCGUCAAUAAUGGCGUAUCAGGCAAAUAAUAAUUCGAACGUCGCGAAAUCUCCGAUUGAUUUAUUGAAUUCACAUCAACAUGAAUCUGUUGCUAAUGAAUUACAACACCGAUCAUCUAUACGGAAAAGAACAGCAGAAUUUGAUUUAUCAUCUUCGAUGAUAGGCAAUAAACAUCGUCGUACACUAAUGCAAGAAAAUGAUCAAUAUCUUCAAGUGAUUCCUGAGACUCAUAAUGCUAUAGUCGAAAGUGAUCCUAAUAAUCAUCAACAAUAUUUGAACAUUAAUUAA